Molecule: messenger RNA, 1532 nt
Organism: Oreochromis niloticus (Nile tilapia)
Lineage: Eukaryota; Metazoa; Chordata; Actinopteri; Cichliformes; Cichlidae
Gene: mad2l1bp
Product: MAD2L1 binding protein
Exons: 3
Coding region: 71-1228 (385 amino acids)
Biological process (GO): regulation of exit from mitosis
Cellular component (GO): nucleus
Source: RefSeq, a predicted model, not a curated record
UUUUUUUGAUGAGCCUUUCCCAUGAUGCACCGGGAAAAAAAGACGUAAGCCGGCGCGGAUAUUCAAAACUAUGGCAGAAGACUCGAGCAUAUUAAAACUAAUAUCAAACUCCGAGGACACGGAAAAUGUCUCCACUGAUAAAAGCGGAGACCUCGGGAUAAAGAGGCGCAUUUCCUUCUCCUCGGAAAAGGAUAUUAGCAUAGCGGAGGAACCGAAGACACCGCCUGAGGUCCAAGCUGUAUCCGACGACCCAAACUCAAGUCGUGUUUCCCCGGAAAUCAGCAAACAACGUUCCCCAAGGCCCGUAAACACACAUUUAAAGGGUAAACAUGCUGUAAAAUUAAAAGAGGACUCUUCUAGACAGCACUACGUGAACGACACUGACGAUAAGGAAAACACCGCUAAACCCUCCGCUCAAAAUAACACAGAGGAGGACAACGCUUCUUGUCAGGGAGGUUUUAAACAUAUUAAAGUGACUGCCAGUAUACAAGGUGAUGCAGAGGACAGAGAUGCCGAGGUGGUGAGGAGGGCACAGGAGGAAGGCUGCGUGAACGUGGUCUUCCCGGGGACUGUAACUCAGGAAGGCUGCUGUCGUUUUGUCAGCGAGAUCCUCAAGUGCAUCCUCUAUCAAAGACAGCAACUCCCCAUGACGUACGACCAGUUGGUAUACUCCCAGAGGAAGCAGCAGGCGUCGGUGCAGGACAAAGACGUAGUGAAUCGAAGACCGGUGCAUUCUGCGGACAUGGAUUGGCGCAAGUGUCAGCAGACCCUUCAGGAGCUGGAGGAGGUGCUGCAGCAGCUGGAGGUGCUGUUCUCUCUCAGCAGGGUGCCCCGCGUGCUGCUGUUAAUGGGUGGCUCACUUGUCCUCCCCAAAGAGCUGUACGAGAUAAACAUGGAGUCCCUGGCAUCAUCCGGUGGGAAUCAGUGUCUACCGGUGUCAUCGUGCUUGAGGCAGAUCUUCCGCACACUGUUUGUGGCUGACCUUUUGUCUGACGCCAGACCUGUUCGUUUAAUGCCCACCACAGUCUUGGUGCUGGCUCACAGGGACUGCGGUGUAGGCUGGUUUCGACCCAAACUCCAAUUUAAAGUCCCAACUCGUGUAAAGAAACAAAUCAUCGUUCUGUCUAGCGAUCCAAACGUCUGCAAGGAACCAAGGGCAGAGGGGUCAGACUGGGAGGAUUAUGUGUGGUUUCAGGCACCCGUGACUAUUAAGGGCUUCAGUAACUGACCCUAAAAGUUGGACAGUCUUUAGAGUGUAGCACUUUCUUUCUGGUGCUUGUGUAUUACAAUAAAUGUUAACAGCAAUCCAAGGGAACUUUAAACAUUUUUGUUUUUUUAUUAAGAUGUACAUAUUUUAAUCAAUUUUGACUUGUUCUUUUGUUUCAGAGUAUGUCCAUUCAAACAAUAGUGAAAUAAACAGCAUGGUGUGCUACCCUUUUCUUUUACAAAUUAUCGUUUAAAAGAAUGUUUGUCCUCAUUUAACACAGAGCAAUACACACACACUGUUAGUGCAAUACAUUUUUAAUGACCAA